Molecule: messenger RNA, 960 nt
Organism: Torulaspora globosa
Lineage: Eukaryota; Fungi; Ascomycota; Saccharomycetes; Saccharomycetales; Saccharomycetaceae
Gene: ATP12
Product: ATP synthase complex assembly protein ATP12
Exons: 1
Coding region: 1-960 (319 amino acids)
Biological process (GO): mitochondrial proton-transporting ATP synthase complex assembly
Cellular component (GO): mitochondrion
Source: RefSeq, a predicted model, not a curated record
AUGUUACGGUUAUUUAACGGCUGCUCUGCGGUAGGCAGAAUGACUUCAUGUAAUCUCAGGCUGCUGGCGACUCAGGCGUCUCCAUUGGGGGUUGACCAUAGUAUAGAGAACAACCUAAAGACAGAAACGAACAGAUUAUCCAAAACUGGUGAAAGAUUCUGGGAAAAGGUGUCGUUGAAGGAUGACGGAUCACAAUAUCUGGUUCAAUUGGAUUCGAAAACAAUUUUGACUCCCUUGGGUCAUCCAUUAGCUGUGGACAGGGACAGAAGUUUGUUGGCGAUGCUUCUGCAGAAGGAAUGGACGAAUUUAACAAGCCUCGCUGUCAAGACAUACUCACUACCGUUAACUUCGUUGGUUUCUCGUUGCAUUGACCUGGAAAUCGUUAACAAGCCAGGCGGCGACUUGGAGUCAAAAGCCAAGAUAGGCGGGGAUCGUGAACGUAUCUCGCAGGACCUGUUACGCUACCUCGAUACAGACACUGUACUGGUCUUUUGCUCGAAGUCGGAAUAUGAAGGAGCCCUAAGAAAAGCGCAAGAUCAAGUCUACUUGCCGAUUAUUAGCGCUGCGGAGGAAUUCUUGAGCAAUUACAGUGGAUCAGCGGUGAAACUCAAAGUCCUUGAUGCAGAUCUUCAUGGCUUGAGGGGCAAUCAACAGCUGGAAGAGACGAGGAGCGCCGCUAAGAAGUACCUGGACACUCUAUCUUUAUGGGAUCUGGCUGUGUUCGAAAAGACGGUCUUGACGACAAAAUCAUUCAUUUGUGGUGUUCUCCUGCUGCAGAACAAAGCGUCGGCAGAGUCCCUAGAAGGCUUGAAAUCAUCAAUGGAGUCCAUUGCUGAAGCCGCUACAUUGGAAAUUAUUUACCAAACCGAUAGAUGGGGAGAGGUGGAAGACACACACGAUGUUGACAAAAGAGAUGUCAGAAGAAAUAUUCAUGCGGCGGCGAUAGUGGCCUAUAAAUAA